CUGAGAAAGCUGAGAAAGCUGAGAAAGCUGAGAAAGCUGAGAAAGCUGAGAAAGCUGAGAAAGCUGAGAAAGCUGAGAAAGCUGAGAAAGUUGAGAAAGCUGAGAAAGCUGAGAAAGCCCGCAUCACCUGCCUGAAUCACCAAAACACAACAGACAGCCCACCCAAAUCCAUUUCGCUCCUUCAUCCUCUGGGGGGCUCCUUACUCUUGCCAUUGCCGGAUUUGAAGGGAGGAGAAGAAAGAAAACCGACGAGAGCACGAGAGCACUGCAGUAGACUCGGCCGCUCUCUCCUCAUUCAUUUCAUCUCUGCCAGAUAUCACAAGGUAUCACCUGUGACCACGUUCGUUCCUGCUCAUCUCGGGCCUAUACAACCUCUUUCUGACCACCAAACCGCCAUCAAAACUGUCGCCAACUGUCACCAACCAUCUCCAACCGCAACACCCUUGCGCCACGUUCCGCGCUUACCCUGGCCAUUUGUCUGUUACUCAGCCAGGCUGCAUUACCUCACCGUAGCUGCAGAGUAGUACAGAUAGUACAGAACAGAAACCCUGAGUGGCGAAGGGUGCCGAAGAAACCGCUGGUCUUUUUUCCCGCUUUCUAAACAGUUGUACCUUGCGGUCCCUGGACGGCAGUAAGACCGCCGUCGAAAGUCCACCAUAGAACAAAUACUGGGGGAGACGCGAUCAUACCUCCCACAGCAUAUUUUCGCCUCAUCCGUCACUCAUCCCGUCACCUCAUCUCAUCCUACGACUCUGUUCCUCGCUGCACAACCAACCCGUCUGUCGUUACAUUCCCACGCAUCUAACUUCGUCGUAAAGUGCAUAUCAUCUCCUGCUACGUUUCGUCGUGCCUGAACCCCACACAAAGGCACUUACUUCUCCGCGCCUGUCGUCUUACCCAACUGUCACUCUCACCGGCUCCACCUAGCUCAAACUCCAUCUCCACCGCCCAUCCGCUCAACUCCGAACACUAACGACUUGCCUUCCAUCAUCAAACGCGUUGUUAUCCCUUGGUCUCUUGUAGCCAAGGUGACCGGACUACCGCCUGCUUUGGCCGCCGCUCUCCGAGCUAAGCCUUAUCACCACGCUCGUUAAAUUUAACCUUCGUUCCCAAUCCUGACUCUACAUAUACCCCUCCAAGGUAUCUUGUGAUCAGCUUUGACUUUAUAUUUCUCUUUCAAUAACCUUUCACCUUUUUGUCUUUCUGUUUGGAUCCAUCGACGAUCCAUAAGUUUUAACCAGGCUUUGGCCUAAUCACGCUCGUUAACUGCUCGAACAACAACUCCUCUCUCGUGUGGACACACCGUCUUCACUCUUAAUUAUUCACAAUGGCUGGACCCGGUGGUGGCCCUCCCAGACGGAGUCAUACCAAGUCUCGCAAAGGCUGUGAUACUUGCAAACGUAGACACAUCCGCUGUGAUGAAAACUUCCCUCAGUGCAAGAACUGCACCAAACACAAUGUCCGCUGUCCAUACAUGGACAUGCCUCCCCCAGAAGAGCGCGUGCCUACUCCUGAAAGGCCAGAUCUUGCGUGGACCCCCGCGAUCGAGGAUGAGAUCAACCGCUGGCAACAGACGGGCGUCUUCCCCUUCCCCGAGCUUGCCAUCUACCCUCAGCCAAACCCGCAAGCCUUCUCGAUCGAGGAUUUGCGCCUCAUGCACCAUGUUGCCGCUAUCUCGACGGAGCUGGGCAUGCUCGAUGCUGGAUCGUUCACUAUCUGGGCGAACCAGAUUCCUCUUUUCCUGAAAAUUGGCUCAACAUAUGGCUUCGUUAUGCAUGCCCUCUUGGCAUUCUCUGCAACUCACAUCGCCUGGCUCACUGAAUGCCCUAUUGUCAGACAAAUGGCAUAUGAGCACCGAGGCAUCGCUUUGAAGGGACUCCACGAGGACAUCGGUACCUUCUCCCGGAACAACUCGGAUGCAGUCCUCGCCGCCUCCCUCCUCUUAUCUUGGCAAGCAACUGAAUGGCGCGGAUGGACCCAACUUAUGCACGGAACGUCAUCGGUUAUCGACGCCAUGCAGCCAUGGAAGAACGAAUCCCAAUUCGGUGCCUUCAUUGCCGAGCAAUCCACAUUCCCAACAGCUCCGCCAUCUCCAAUUCCGAACAGGAAGCUCAGUCAACCCCUCAAGCAAGACAUCGAGGCCCUUGGUGAGGCCCACGCCCAACUUCAGAUGGCCGAGAAGUUCUUGGUCGAGAGUGGCGAAGAUACUCAAGCAAUUGUUCAACUUGCUAGCUUUGUUUGUGGCAUCCGCAAGGUUACACUAGCUCACACUGCUGCACAACGCUUCGAGAUGUUGAAUCCACUCCGAACUUGGCUCUUUUGGCUACCAGCUAUGUACCUCCAACAGCCACAUGUCAGCCCAUACGCUUUGGUUGUCCUGGCAUAUUACUACACUGUUGCAUUGGUUGUCGAGCCUAUCUUCCCUGAAGUUGGAGCUGCCUACUUCGGCAGUCUUUCACUUGGGCCAAUUGAGCAAAUUGCGCGCCGCCUAUUCUCAUCCAACCUCUCACAAUCCGCCGACGAGCUCCAGACACCGCUUGCGCUGAUGGAGUACCCCAUUGAUAUGGUUACCAACUUCCGUCGUCGGAUGGGGUGGGAACAGCCUGAGCGGACUGCAUCGUUCCCAACAUUUGAGAACAACAUGUUCUACGAUAUCCACGACAGCUUUGAGCCUAGCCAAUUCAGCCUCGGUAGCAACCCGGCUUUCAGCUACAGCCAGGAGCCACUGGCACCAUUCAUCAAAUCGGAACCUGGCUCAGCCAUCAGCCCUCUGGGCAUGGAACCAUUUGCUGGCUCUUCGGGUCAGUAUCUUGGAAUCCCAUCUCCGAUUGGAUUUGGUGGCUACAACAGCCCAGGAGGAUCAUCAUAUGGAGAUGUGGCAUACAGCGAUCAGGCAGAAGGCUUUUACUAUGACAUCCAAGGAAGGGGACCCGGUGCGUUUGGCGGGUUCGUGCCUCAUACAGUGUGGACUUAAGUUUGGCGGAUCAGGAAAUAACAUCGCCCAGGACGUUCAAUGCAAGCUUAGGGGCCAGGAACGAUGACCCCCACUCCUCACCAACUCCGAAUACUGCUAUAGUCCCGUCACAAACAAUGGACAACUACAACUCCUCACCAUCAACACAAUCUCAACGAUACUCACCACUCCUUUCACCACGCUAUCCUCGCGUGCACUCUCAAUCUCCACAACACCGCUACAGCCCUUACACCACUCAACCACCUCCUUCUCCGAAAGGAAAAGGCCGCCAGCAACAAUAGAAACACAAUUUUACGACUUUUUACGACUCUCCUCUACUUACAGAAUACGGGAAACACGAUGAUUCUCAUGUAAUAACCAGCUUAAUGAAGCCGCAGCGAAAUCAUUGGGUAUCUUUCUAAACGCCGUUCCCAAAAAGCUAAGGAUAGGAGGGCUUGACAGAGCUAGAACGAUAGCACGUCACGGUCCUUAAGAUACCCAACAACACAUCUGCAUUGGUUUGGCGCAACACUUGCUUUUUUGAUUUUAGAACAACUUCGGAAUUUUUGAUAUUUGGUUUGCGAUUUGGGAUGCGAUUUGGGACGCGGGAAUAGACGCAAUUGGGCAAAAGAGGAAACAAGCAUGUAUGGCUUUUGGAAUUUGCUCGCUGUUUUGCGAUUUUUUUGUAGCAACUGCAGGCGGAGAAGCAGUUUGCGCGCGCGGCUGCGGACGAUGGAUGAGUCCGGGCAAACUCUGUAUACUGGUAGCUAGCUUUCUGAUAUUUUUUGAUAUUGCUUGGAGGGCUGGAACAGGACUGGGAAUGAAGGACGUUUCAAUUACUGCCAUUUAAUAUCGACUGCUUUUGCAUGUGAUUCCGCUUUGAAGUGACCAGUAAGAUAACUCGCCAAGUACACAGUUACCAUGCCUUAAGACACCAUGUUUCAUUCCCC
Molecule: messenger RNA, 3903 nt
Organism: Pseudogymnoascus destructans
Lineage: Eukaryota; Fungi; Ascomycota; Leotiomycetes; Thelebolales; Thelebolaceae
Exons: 4
Coding region: 1328-2974 (548 amino acids)
Biological process (GO): regulation of transcription by RNA polymerase II
Molecular function (GO): DNA-binding transcription factor activity, RNA polymerase II-specific; zinc ion binding
Source: RefSeq, a predicted model, not a curated record